CCUACACACACCCACGUUUAGUACUUGACAAAUACACACGUGCAUCUAUUAUGUAAUUAUAUUUCUGUUCAGGGCUUGACUACUUAGUCCAGGGUUGUCUGAGGUGGGGCUUAUCACAAGUUUCAAGGAAAGAGAAAGAGGACGGCUGGGUGCAGCACAGUCGGCUGUGAAGUAACAGCUGUUGACCAUGGAGCAAAUAUACUGAGACAGUGGCACCUGGCAUAUUUGAAACUCUCUAUAGAAGCUUCCACUGAAAUUUCCAUGGAAAUUUGAGCACAAAGUCAUUUCUGCCUUGGUAUCAUAAGGAAAAAUGUACAUCAGCUUCUCAAGUAAUGACAAUAUGCCACAGCCAAACAUGGAGUACUCCAAACUGCGGUGGUUAUUAAGUACUAUUGGGUUCUUCCUGUACAUCGUGGACAUUUGCACGGACAUUCUAUUGGCUAUGAAGUAUUUUUAUGAGACACAAUAUGUUUGGAGUGGAUUGACUAUCUUGUUUGUCUUCACUGGACUGUUGGUAACCCAGAUCUUCAGCUGUGCUUGGUACUUUGACGAUAUGGAUGGAAAACAAACCAUAGCAGGCAUGUCAAAAUGCAGACUUGUGGCCCUGCAUGUAUUAGGCACUGGCACCUUCAUGAGGUAUUAUCAGCUGCUGACAGGAGGCAGCAAAAAGGUUUGGACAAAAAAUAAAUCUACUGUAACAGAACAGAUGAAGGAGGAACACCACAAAUUGUUCUGUAUGGCGACUGAUCUGAGCAUGCUGAAACUGUUUGAGGCUUUUUUGGAGAGUGUUCCCCAGCUCCUGUUACAGCUUUACAUCUUCCUAUGCCACAAUGAGUGGUCAGUCAUGCAGUAUAUAUCUCUGGUCUUCUCCUUCUUAAACGUGGCCUGGGUACUGGUGGACUAUCGCCGUUGCCUGCGCAGAUCAAUUCCCGCCUAUAGAGAAAUGCCUUCAGGCCUGCCAACAGUAGUCUAUCUCCUCUACAAACUCUGCACCAUCACCAGCCACAUUCUCAGCUGCAGCCUCUUCCUCACAUUCAGCCCCUACACCACAGUGGCCCUCACUGUCCUCUGGCUACUGGGAACCAUAUAUACACACUUGCUUCAAACCAGUUUUUGUUCAUCCAGAGUCCUUGAGCUUCUCUAUCGGGGAGUUGUAGGAGUCAUCCUCGUAUUUACCUUCUUCAAUGUUAAAGGAGAGGACACCAAAGUACACAUGAUAAUCUAUUAUGUUUUCUACUCUGUUAUAAACAUCACAGCUCCAGUAUUGCUGUUUUUCUUAAGGCCAGAGAUGCAGACGAGCACAGUUUUAUUGACAGCAGGUGGUUUAAUCUUUGGAGCUUUGGUGCUGGGGCUGCUGUGUCUCGUGCUGUAUUACCGCUACCUGCACCCCAGGGGGACGUUGCUCCAGUCAGAUGAGGUGGAUGGCAUGGACAAAGAAGCAGAGAAAACAAGGAAUGCAAAAGUAAAGAAAGUAAGGGACUUUUUACAACCUUAAUUACAGUUCUUUCAAACUAUUCCUAAGGCUUACAGUGAGAGGGCAAAGAAAUUCCCACACAGGGUGUGAAUUGAACAGUUUAAUGGGAAAAAAUCAAAUAAAGACUCUUUACAGAGAACCUGUGAUACAAUUCAUGCAAGUCACUCAGCACUAAUGCACUUCCUGGUUAUCUUUAAGUAUUUGGAGAAAAGUUUGCAUUCUCAUUACUGAUGUAAAUAUGUAGUUAAUUAUUUGGAAUACAGUUAAAUGUACUAUAAUAUAUUUAUUCUUCGUUUAUUUAUUUAUUUAUUUUGUCAUGUAUGAUAAUGUACGACGGCCCUGGGAUACAAAUCAGAACUACAAACGAUGAAAUAUAACUAUGAAAGCAAAGAUUAGACUUUUCUAGAAACAACAACAAAGCAAAGAACAAAACACUUUUCAAAUAAUGCAACCACAUUUCAGAAAGGAUAAGAAAACAACAUGCAACAACAAAGCAGAAUGCCAAAUUCCAAAAAAACACAUGGAAGUUUCAUAAAACAAAAAUUUCUUUUGGGCAAAGAUUUCUGGAUGUGUGUGUUUUAUGGGAGGCAAAGUUGCAGUUUAUUGUCUAAUACAUUUUUAGACAAACAUUUUCAUGUCUUCCUUUAAAUGAGAAUUUAUUAAAAUCAGAAAUAAAAUAGCGCCACAAAAUUUAGCUUCAUAGUUUGGAGUUUAAAUACAGAUUUGUAGAAAAUGAGAGCUCACCAAAAUUCGGAAUUUGAAAUUUGAGUCAUUGAUUGUGUGUUUUUGUUCUGCUUAUUGAAAGUAUGAGCAGCUUGGUGGUAAAAUCCAUCUGACUGUGCUCAGUUUGUAAAAGUAUUCAUGACAACAUUACUUUACAAUCUGCCACAUUCAGGAGAGAUUACAGUUACUGUAAAUAUACUGCAUAAGACAAAUAUGGCAGAAGCUCUGGGACAGUGGCUGGAACUAAGUACCAAGCAUGUAUCAACACCUUUUUAAAAAAAUCUAAUGUGCUGAGAAAAGUCAAAAUAUGCAUAAAUAUUACUCUGUAUAUAACUAUUUUAUCUGUAUAGUUACAGAAGAUCAAGCCUCAUGACACAGCAUUAGAAUCUUUCGCUCUUUUAUUCUCAGGAUCCACAAUCUUCUCCUGCUUCAGGUAAAGAAAUGUAAUUCUUUCAGAAUGUUGAAAACUUUCAUACCAUUUUUUUAUUGUUGGUACGGUUAACUGCUUUGCUGCUUGACUCAGCUUAACAAACAGGGAUGAUGUCAAGUGUUGCACAUAUGCCACUGAGAUGAUGAUGCACAGAAACCCAUGAAAUGAAUGAAAGAAUAGGACAUUUCUCAAAAACUUUUGCAUUUUCUCUUUUAUUUGUUUUUUUUUCCUAUUGAAUUAUUAUGGCCCAUAUUGUGGAAAUUUUACUUUGAUUUGAGAGCUGCAUUUUUUUUUUCUUGUCUUGAUGUUUUAGGUUGUGUAGUUCUUUUUGUAAAACUGUGCAUUUUCUGAUGUUGAUUGUUUUCGUGAAAUGUCAGGUUUUUGCUUUUCUUGUGGGGUUUCGUCUCAGGUUUUGAUUUAAAGGUCAAGGCCAUCGUCAUAAUGUAAAUAAUUGUUUGCUUUCAGUAAGAGUUGGCCUCUUGGAAAAUCUUGAAGAGUUUUAACAACCAAUAAAGACAGAUAAGUGCACACAUUAUAACUAAAGAAAACAACCUCUUCCUCUGGUGUUUAUACUGUGAUUUACCCACUUUGGCACAAAAUUCAUUACAUAACUACAAUUUUGUCUUUCAUUGUUGCAAAGCUUUUAUUAACUGUUCCAUUUAUGCCCCCACAGACUUUUACAACACUUUGUUGUUAAAGCUUGGAUAGCCCAUUGUCUUUUCAGGGUUUUGUCUUAUUGUAUGUGCCAUAUACCUGCAGUUCACAUGCUCAACACAGGAUGGCGCCAUUAUCAAGGCUGAUUUUUGUUUAAGGCAGAAAUGUCACAUUUUGACGUUUGCCAACUUUACACAAUUUAUCAUAUAUGAUUUACUUUUUAUAA
Molecule: messenger RNA, 3507 nt
Organism: Melanotaenia boesemani (Boeseman's rainbowfish)
Lineage: Eukaryota; Metazoa; Chordata; Actinopteri; Atheriniformes; Melanotaeniidae
Gene: xkr9
Product: XK, Kell blood group complex subunit-related family, member 9
Exons: 4
Coding region: 311-1495 (394 amino acids)
Biological process (GO): engulfment of apoptotic cell; apoptotic process involved in development; phosphatidylserine exposure on apoptotic cell surface
Cellular component (GO): plasma membrane
Source: RefSeq, a predicted model, not a curated record